GUAACCGGUUCGAACGUUGAACGGACUCUCCAUCAGUCAUCAAAAACUGUCAUUUAAAGUGGCGAUGUGUCGGUCAAUCAAAACAAAGUUUUAAAUUAAGAACUUCAUGAGACCUGUGCAGAAAUUAGCAACCAAAGUCAUGAAGUACAUAGACAUCGGAGCCAAUUUAACGGACCCAAUGUUCCAAGGCAUGUACAAUAACAGUGCGAAACAUCCAGCCGACUACAAAAAUGUUCUACAGCGGGCUUGGCAAGCAGGAAUGGAAAAAAUUAUUUUAACUGUCGGAACGAUCACUGAAGCGGACGAAGCUCUAAAGUUUGCAGCAGAUGACGAUCGCCUGUUCAUUACAAUGGGAUGUCAUCCGACAAGAUGCAAGGAAUUCGAACCGAAUCCAGCCGAAUACUUCGGGAAGCUUUGCAGCUACAUUGAAAAUAAUAAAAGCAAAGUCGUGGCUGUUGGCGAAUGUGGCUUGGAUUAUGAUCGAUUGAAGUUUUGCGACGCAGCCACACAGAGAACGUACUUUGAGAAGCAGCUGGAUUUAGUUGAAACGUACCGUUUGCCAUUGUUUUUACAUUGCCGCAACGCAUUCGAUGACUUUUGGGACAUAGUCGAUAGGAAUAGGGCGAAAAUAACGUCGGGCGGUGUGGUUCAUUCGUUCGAUGGCACAUUGGAACAAGCGCUAAAGUUUAUCGAAUUUGGGUUUUUUAUCGGAAUCAACGGUUGCUCGCUGAAAACGGACGAACAACUUGCGGUCGUCGCAAAAAUACCGAAGGAGAAAAUUUUACUCGAAACUGAUUCGCCGUGGUGUUCGAUACGAAAUUCGCAUGCCAGUGCCAAGCAUGUUAAAACAACGUUUCCCACUGUUAAGAAGAAGGAGAAAUGGACCGAAAAUACUCUCAUUGAUGGUCGGUGUGAACCGCUACAGAUCAUUCAAGUGCUCGAAGUUUUGGCUGCAAUUCGAAAUGAAAAUGUGGAAGAGCUUGCAGAUGUUAUCUACGGCAACACUUUGAAAUUGUUCUUUCCGUCGUGAUUUUCGAAUAAAUGGAUUUUCGAAUUAAGACAA
Molecule: messenger RNA, 1063 nt
Organism: Bradysia coprophila
Lineage: Eukaryota; Metazoa; Arthropoda; Insecta; Diptera; Sciaridae
Product: deoxyribonuclease TATDN1
Cellular component (GO): cytosol
Molecular function (GO): 3'-5'-DNA exonuclease activity
Source: RefSeq, a predicted model, not a curated record